This is a messenger RNA of Carassius carassius (crucian carp), 1257 nucleotides long. RefSeq names its product ubiquitin domain containing 1b (gene ubtd1b). Lineage: Eukaryota; Metazoa; Chordata; Actinopteri; Cypriniformes; Cyprinidae. Gene Ontology annotation, molecular function: protein binding. The record is from RefSeq and is a predicted model, not a curated record. The coding region runs from base 426 to 1109 and encodes 227 amino acids. The transcript has 3 exons.
CGGUGCGCGCCAGUAACGUGAAGCAGUUGGAAACACCAGAAGGGGGAAAGGAAAGGUAGACUAGCGACAGAUAAGAGCAGAGGUAGGUUUGCGACGCAGGACUGAUUUAAUACACUACGAAGUAACGUAAGCGCGAAAUAGUCUACUUAUCUCAAAUACCAGUCUCGCUGAUGUUGUUUCUGUUUCUUUUUAGACCGGAUUGAUGACUUCAGGAUAAAGCUCGUGUUCUUAGCUAGCCACUGUAAGUUAGCUAGUUAGUUGUUAGUUAGUUACUUCCCUUUAUUGCGCGUACUGCUGCUGUAUCACCAUUAGCGCAGCAGUCAUUUGAAGCGCAGUACUGUUUCCGGUUGGGAAAUCAAAUGAUAACAAAGCAGGAGUGAAUCUAGAUUCUGUGUUGAGAUGUGGCCUGCGUUUGAUUGACAGUCAUGGGAGGAUGCGUGGGGCGCGAACGCGCGGAGUCAGACGCACGCGCCUCGAGGACGCAGAGGAAACGUGGAGGUCGUAAUGAGCCGCUGAAGAAAGACAAGCUGAAGUGGAAGAGCGACUACCCCAUGACGGAGGGCCAGCUCCGCAGUAAGAGAGAUGAGUUUUGGGACACGGCUCCAGCGUUCGAGGGGCGCAAGGAGAUCUGGGAUGCCCUGAAAGCUGCCGCUGUGGCUCUGGAGUGUAACGAUCAUGAACUGGCUCAGGCUAUCGUGGACGGAGCCAACAUCACAUUACCACACGGAUCCCUGACCGAGUGUUACGAUGAACUCGGCAACCGUUACCAGCUACCGGUUUAUUGCCUGGCUCCGCCUGUCAACCUGAUCACAGAAAGAAGUGAGGAAGACCUGUCAGAAAACCCUGAGCCCCUGACGACGCAGAAGAAGGAGUUCCAGCUGAAGGUGCGGCUCUCCAGCGGGAAAGACCUGCGUCUGAACGCCAGCAUGUCCGACAGCAUCGGCCUGCUGAAGAAGCAGCUGCAAGCUCAGGAGAACAUUGAGCUGGCACAUCAACGCUGGUUCUUCUCUGGAAAGCUCCUCACAGACAAAACCCGCCUGCAGGACACCAAGAUCCAGAAGGACUUUGUGAUCCAGGUCAUCGUGAACCAACCGACACCAAACCAAUAAGACUGAGCGGACCGAAAGAUAAAGGACCAAACCACAGCAGCUGAGAAACGUUUUGCACAAAAAUGAAUCGAGACGGACAAGCGGCUUGAUCCUGCUGUUUUAAAAUGCCCCAAAAUCUAGGAAAAACUAAUAAACCAAAUGCAACGGA